Molecule: messenger RNA, 1074 nt
Organism: Paramuricea clavata
Lineage: Eukaryota; Metazoa; Cnidaria; Anthozoa; Malacalcyonacea; Plexauridae
Source: the annotation of a GenBank genome assembly
AUGGGAGAUGUAAAUAAAUAUGGGAGAAAUUAUGUGCGGGGAAAAACAUUAAGCGAGGAUAUGGUCUCCCUUGUAAUCGAUGAAAUAGUAGAUAUGGGUGGCGAUACUGCGACAGGCUUUUUUGAACAGUACAGUGCAGUUGCUUCUAAGUUCAAACUAUCUCCUAAGACUACGAAAAAGGUUUGGAUGCAAUUUUGUAAAUCUGGGCAACUAAAGCCAAAAAAAUCAUGCGCAUCUGGUGUCAAACAUUUAAAACCUGAAGACUUAGACUUCAUAGAAUUCCUCAAGACUGAUAAACCAUCCAUGUCAUCAGGCGAUUUGCUCAAGGAAGUUGAACGCCACUGUGUUAUUCCCGAAGGGACAAGCCGAGAAGCGAUAAACAGGGCAGUGAGGAACUUUAUGCACGAUGGGAAAUGGUCGAGGAAAGUAAUGUGUCGACCUGCCGCAGAAAAAUUCACUCCAGAAAAUAUCGCUUAUUGUCAGGAAUAUUUAAAUUACGUUUCAACAGUAGACCCUUUUCGCCUUAAAUUUUUUGACGAAGCAGGCGUAAAACUCCCUGAUGUAGGGAACCCUAAAUAUGGCCACUCGUUGGUUGGAAAACCGUGUGUUGAGAUUCAGCGAAACUCACAGACACCAAAUAUUACGCUCAACCUAUUGUCAGGAGCAGACAGUAUAAUGUACGCCAACACAACGCGCGGGGCAAGCAACACAGUAAAAUUUCUCGAGUUUUUUGGUGAAGCAUCGCGAAAUUUCCAGCCUGAUGGCAAACCCAUACUCGAAUAUGGUGACCAUAUUAUAAUGGACAACUGUUCAAUUCACCAUUUUCAAGGUGGGCAAGUCCUUGGCGAAUGGCUGGAUGAUAUAGGUUGUGUACUUAUGUACCUACCGACUUAUUCGCCAGAACUGAACCCGGUAGAACUAGUAUUCAACAAACUAAAAACAGUGUUGAAAAGAGCAGAGUACAGAGACUUGUUGAGAGACAACCUGCAUGUUGCCGUUUUUGAAGGCUUGAAGCAAAUAGAACCAAACGAUAUGCAUGGGUUUUACCGUUAUACUGGAUAUAUUGAUAUCUAA